AUGAAAUUGUCUGGCACAUGGUCUAUCCUUAAUGGCCUUAUUACAACCCUGCUCUUUUCAAGAAUAGCGCUUGCGAUCGACUUGGAUAUUAGCGAUAAAGAAUCGAUUAAAGAUGCCGCAAGUACGAGUACUUACGCCAUGAUGCGAUGGUAUGCCGGAAAUGAAACUGGACAAAUCCCUGGUGCUUUUCCCACGAAAUGGUGGGAAGGAUCUGCGCUGUUUCUUGCACUUCUUCAAUAUUGGCACUUCACUGGCGACACGCAGUAUAAUGAUGAGCUGAGUCAAGGGCUGCAGUGGCAGUCGGGUGACAAUGGCAACUACAUGCCUACCAACUACAGUAGCUACCUGGGAAAUGACGACCAAAUGUUCUGGGGUCUUGCCGCUAUGAUGGCCGCUGAAUUUCAAUUACCCGAUGUCAAGGGCGGAUUCUCAUGGCUUUCGCUUGCUCAGGGGGUCUUCAACACUCAGAUCGCUCGAUGGGAUACAACGAAAUGUGGCGGUGGUCUACGCUGGCAGCUGUACCCUUAUCAGGAUGGAUACACCAUGAAGAAUUCUAUAUCAAACGGAGGGUUGUUCCAAUUGUCAGCACGUCUCGCUCGCUACACGAAUGAUGACAAGUAUACGGAAUGGGCCGAGAAGAUUUGGGACUGGUCUGUAUCUUCGGUGCUGGUCAAUAACCAGACUUGGAACGUCGCCGAUUCAACAAAUAUGGACAACAACUGCGCCGACGCGGGUAACUAUCAGUGGUCAUACAACUAUGGUACUUACUUGAUGGGAGCUGCCUAUAUGUACAACUUCACCAAGGGCGCCGAAAAAUGGAAGACCCCCGUAGACGGUCUUUUGAAGAAAACAUUCAGCACUUUCUUCCCGCACGGCAACGUCCUCGAAGAUAUCACCUGUGAGCCGACGGGACAGUGCAACUUCAACGAAAUUCUAUUCAAAGGCCUAGUCUCAUCAUGGCUUGUAUUCACCGGAAUGCUCGUCCCCGAAACCGCCGCCCAAAUCACACCCAAAUUGCAAGCUUCCGCGCAAGCCGCGGCAAAGACUUGUACCGGAAACAACAACCAGACUUGUGGUAUCAAAUGGUAUACGGACCAGUGGGAUGGGACGACAGGAAUGGAACAAGAGAUCAGUGCGACGAACGUUUUCCUCGCGAACUUGGUGUCUUUCGGUGGAAUUGAUGGACCUGUCACAUCUGAUACUGGUGGCAAGAGUACGAGUGACCCGAAUGCCGGUACAGGGAGCGGGAACUCUGAUAAGCAAACUACGAAGCCUAUCACCACUGGGGACAAGGCUGGUGCUGGUAUCUUGACGGCAAUCUUUAUUGCUGGUUGGGCUGGGUCUAUGGCUUGGUUGCUCAUGGGAGCUUGA
Penicillium soppii is the source of this 1371-nucleotide messenger RNA. RefSeq names its product glycoside hydrolase family 76 protein. The transcript has 4 exons. NCBI's taxonomy places the organism in Eukaryota, Fungi, Ascomycota, Eurotiomycetes, Eurotiales, Aspergillaceae. Gene Ontology annotation, biological process: carbohydrate catabolic process; fungal-type cell wall biogenesis. Gene Ontology annotation, molecular function: mannan endo-1,6-alpha-mannosidase activity. Bases 1 to 1371 code for a protein of 456 amino acids. The record is from RefSeq and is a predicted model, not a curated record.